This is a messenger RNA of Salvelinus namaycush (lake trout), 1040 nucleotides long. Its product is annotated as sodium/potassium-transporting ATPase subunit gamma-like. Gene Ontology annotation, biological process: regulation of sodium ion transmembrane transporter activity. NCBI's taxonomy places the organism in Eukaryota, Metazoa, Chordata, Actinopteri, Salmoniformes, Salmonidae. Bases 412 to 699 code for a protein of 95 amino acids. Gene Ontology annotation, molecular function: sodium channel regulator activity. The record is from RefSeq and is a predicted model, not a curated record. Gene Ontology annotation, cellular component: membrane. The transcript is spliced from 10 exons.
UCCCUCGCCAGACGCUCAAAAAUAUACCAGACUACGAAAACUUUGCUGGAUGUUUCAAGAGAAACAUUUCAGGACCAGAUUUUCAUUAAUUUCUGUACAUUAAGUACGCUCAUUAAAUCGUGUUUUAUCAGUUUUGUAAAGCGGACUUUUUGUGUCGAUAAAUUAGAACACUAUAAACAUUGUUUCUGAAGGAGCGGAGGCAAGGCAGCGACCUAAGCCUUUUUAUUAUUCAUCUAAUCUCCACAGUCACCUAUUUUCCAUUAAUUGGACUUCUGACAGAAAACUUGGGUGGUCAAAUAAAAUCACCCGCGAGCCACAUUCGGUCGCAGGCCAGCAGUUGGCGUAGGCCUGCUGUACCAUAACUUUUCACAACUGACUGGCUUUACAGUUUCAGUGCUUGUAGUAGGUGACAUGGAUCUCUCUCUGUUGGUGGCUUUCUGCGCCUGUGUUCCUCCUGCUUUGGGGUCAGGAUUUGGCAGGGAGAUGCCAGCAUUGACGAUGGAUGAAAAAGACUAUGAUGCUGCGUUUCACUAUGACUAUGAAUCUCUGAGGAUCGGUGGACUGAUCUUCGCUGUGGUACUGUUUGUCAUGGGCAUUGUCCUCAUCGUCAGCCGGAAAUGCCCAUGCAAAUCAAGUCCGAAGUCACGGCCUGCUGGAGUACCUGAGGCAGAGGCAGGGGCUGUGACAAGUCCCAAGUGAUGUGAAGUCUCGCCACCAGGCGGCAGCAUCGGACAGUAGAGUGCUACUAUGGCCGUCUCCCAGAGCACAAGGCUCCUUUUUUAAAUUCCAUCCUGCUGAUAUGUUCUCUUGACAUCUUUUUUUGCUUUUCUCUUUUUUUCUAUAUGAAUGAAUCUACAGCGACAGUAUUUUGAGGAUAUAAUUGGUUGAUGCAGUAGGGUUGUUUAAUUGUAGGCUAUAUAUUACACCUGUCAUACGUGAUAGACACACAUUAACAAGCGAUUUUUGUAAGUUAUAACUUGAGUAUGACUAUUUUAAAUUGUAAUUUUUCCACACUGAAAUAAAGUGAUGUACAUGGGUAA